Molecule: messenger RNA, 785 nt
Organism: Aspergillus uvarum CBS 121591
Lineage: Eukaryota; Fungi; Ascomycota; Eurotiomycetes; Eurotiales; Aspergillaceae
Exons: 4
Coding region: 231-785 (184 amino acids)
Source: RefSeq, a predicted model, not a curated record
CCCUGGUUUCUCUUUACUUCAUCCCAUUCCAUCCCAUCUGUUCCUCCUUCCUCUCACUUGCUCUUCUCUUCCCUCUGUAGCUUAAAAGCUUUCGGAGUCGUAGUCCAUUCCUAUCCAUCUGCACCACCCUUGUUCGUCCCCAUCUUUCAUCAUCAUCACCAUCAACAUCACUAACCAAACGACUCUUCAUAUCACCAGCCAGUGAUUCCAGCCGCAUACCAUCAUCAACCAUGUCGGAAGAACUCACCCGAGUCGACUCUGCCGUCGCAGGCCUGACGAUAACGGCUAAGGACGAGAAACCCGUCCAGGUCACCAAGGACACCAAGGACACCAAGGACACCAAGCACAGACGUCACUCCUCCACCGCGGAAGGCGUCUACAACAUCAAGGAACUCGAGGAGAAGAAGAUCGAAUUGACCCUGCCCAUUGAGACACAACGCACAGGAUGGAAGCUCAAUACUUCCCCGUCCACCGUCGAAGACAAGGACAUCCUCAAACUCCACCUCGUCAAUCCCCCGGUCAAGAAGAUCGACCUGCACUUCCCCCUGGGCCUGGAGGUCACGGCCCGCAACAUGAAGGGCGUCACGAUAAAGGAUGCGCUGGAGGCAAUCUACAAGCAGUUCAAGAAACAGCCCGACGACAUAUUGACCGAUCCCUACCUCAAAGGUUUCGAGUGGGACAAGGAUGACUCCUGGACACGCCUCAUUGUCCACCAGACCAAGCAGGGUCCUCCCGCCCAGCCCAGCAGCAAGAAGUCCAAGAAGAAGAAGAACGAGGACGCAUAG